Desarmillaria tabescens is the source of this 768-nucleotide messenger RNA. RefSeq lists its product as uncharacterized. The annotation marks the transcript as partial. Lineage: Eukaryota; Fungi; Basidiomycota; Agaricomycetes; Agaricales; Physalacriaceae. The transcript has a single exon. The record is from RefSeq and is a predicted model, not a curated record.
AUCCUUGAACUAGAAUCUGAAAUCGCCCGGCUCAGCUCGGAAAACGUCCACGUCAAAGCUGCGAACAAUGCCCUCAAGUUCGACACAGAGCUUCUUGAAGAACAGCUCGGGUUUCUUGAAAAUGCUGAAAGGCCUCUAUCCUCUGAUGUGCGGCUCAUCACCAAGGAGGCAUUGAACAUGCUGAAAAACGAGGCGAUAAAAUGCGCUGAAAUGGAGAAGCUGGUGAAGAGCCUGAUUGAUCUGGGUCUGCAGACGGAGGAGCCUGUGUUUCCGCGAGUGUAUAAGGCGGUGAUGGCCGGCGAGGCGCACGACGAGGCCAUUGUAGAAGCUAUACGGGACGCUGCGUCCAAGCCUGGUAGUGCCUGGUCGAGCAUCAUCCCUGCAGUCAUCGGGCCACGCACCAACGAUCAGUACAUCUCUGCCCUCAACAUGACGCUUGAAUGCCGACGGGAGAACCGCGAGCUGCAGGCAGUCAAGAAGUUCUGGAAAGGGGUGGCGAAGGAGGAUGAAGCCAACGCGGACCUCAUUACACCCUCUGCAUCGACGCUCUCAGCUGUUCAAGUUGCGCUUAGCGAGGAACGCCAGCACGCCGUCGACAAUCUCCUCACUAAGUUGCGAGACGGUACUAUUCCCCUUCGCAGUCAAGUCGUGCGUCAGGCGACGGUGCCAUCGGAGCCAGAUCUGUCGAAUAUAACUACGAAUGAAUCUAGCGUGGCUGCUAGUCUGCCGUCCCUGCAACCCGAGUCUUCGACGUCCUCGGAUAGCUCU